Molecule: messenger RNA, 744 nt
Organism: Suhomyces tanzawaensis NRRL Y-17324
Lineage: Eukaryota; Fungi; Ascomycota; Pichiomycetes; Serinales; Debaryomycetaceae
Exons: 1
Biological process (GO): protein folding
Cellular component (GO): endoplasmic reticulum
Molecular function (GO): protein disulfide isomerase activity
Source: RefSeq, a predicted model, not a curated record
CAUCACCGGUACCUAGCGGACGAUUCCAUAGAACAGACCCUCGAGAGAGCCGAUUAUUCGUUGAUCUUCUUCUAUUCCGAGACUUGUCAGUACUGCCAGAUAUUCAACCCCACGUUUGACUACGUCAGUGUUCUUUUCAACACCCCAGAUGCAAGCUCGUGGGAAAAGCCUCUGUCGACAAAACUCCCGUUCCAGGUGUUGAAGACCAACGGCAACUCGGAAUCCAGGCUUACCCAAUUGUUUCUGGUGGCCUCAUUCCCCACAUUGAAGCUCUUGAACUACAACACAAUGGAGAUUAUUUCAUACAACUACAAUGACCGAGAACUCGCAACGGUAAUGGGGUUCAUCGCCGACAAUGUUCCGCAGGCAGUGCCCAACUACGACAAUUUUCGCUCCCCAGUGGUUGAUUUCAGCUCUACCACAGCCGAGGGUAUCUUGGCACAGCCUGCCACGCUUAUUGUUUUUAUAACGUCCUACUUGAAGGACUGGAAGGAGUACCAAUACCCUACCCAUUUCUUCCAGCAGCUUGCUGCCGGAGACAAGUUUUCUGGGGUCAAAUUUGGUGUGGUGGACGUGAGUGAGUCGACCAGCGACAUUGUGACAUCCUUCAGAGUGAGCACCUAUCCUUCGUUGAUGUACGUAGGCGAAAACGGCAGCUUCAAGACCUGGAAGACCCAGUCGCAGAGCCACUUGACCAACGAUCAGCUUGCAGAAGCCGAAAUCGUCCUGUUUCUCGCAGAUUUG